Brassica napus (rape) is the source of this 3015-nucleotide messenger RNA. RefSeq lists its product as uncharacterized. NCBI's taxonomy places the organism in Eukaryota, Viridiplantae, Streptophyta, Magnoliopsida, Brassicales, Brassicaceae. The record is from RefSeq and is a predicted model, not a curated record. The transcript has 9 exons. The coding region runs from base 1 to 3015 and encodes 1004 amino acids.
AUGACUCCUUAUAGCUCAUUCCAAAACUCAACUAUUUGCUCCUCGGGUGUUACUCAGUGUAGUCUUGCUAAGACAGUACACAGAUAUAACCAUUCUCCGGUAGACACCACCAACAUAUUUUGUACUCAAAACCGUUCUACCGGCAAAUCUAUAAUUUCGUCACUUGACUCUGAUUCAUCAGAUUACGAAGAUUGUUGGGAUUGCUCAAGCAACGAAGAUAAUGCUGAUUGGGGAAUCUCAGAUACCGACUCCGAAGAUGAAUAUGUGCUUGAAAUUAAACGUCAUGCAUACACCAAAAAAGUUGCGAGUUGUUUUGCACAAUUAUUUGGUGAUCUACCUGAGGUUUUACAUUCCUCUUUUACAUCUCCUGUUGAAUCGGCACCAAUAGAAGAGGAAUACAAUGAUGAUGGAGAACUUGAAAAUGAAUGUCCUAGAUGUGGUGCAUUGUUCUGGUAUAACGAGCGUAUUGGUCGAAGCAGGAAAACAAAAACACCAAUUUUCACUAUGUGCUGUCUUAGAGGGAAAAUAAAACUUCCUGUUCUAAAAGAACCUCCGGCUUAUCUACAUGGUCUUCUAACGAAUGACGAUGGCCUUAGUAGGCAUUUUCGGGAUAAUAUUCGCGCUAUCAACAUGAUGUUCUCUUUUACAUCACUUGGGGGAAAGAUUGAUAAUUCAAUUAACACAGGUCAAGGAAGUGUGAAGCCCAAUCCUAAUGAAGCGGCUAAGUUUUCACAGUUGUAUAUUCAUGAUACCCAAAACGAAGUUCAAAACAGGAUAUCAGCAUUGAGUGGGAGUGCGGAUAAAAGUAAACUCCGAGCUGAUUUGGUGGAGUCAAUAAUGCAGAUGUUGAGGGAUUCAAAUGUUCAUGUGCAGACUUUCCGAAAUGCAAUGGAUAGAUUUAACGAUGAAUCCGAGUGCGAAGACGUCAAGCUGGUUUUGAUUCACAACCGACAAAAAGAUGGACGAGUUUACAAUCUCCCUACUUCAUCUGAGGUUGCAGCUUUGGUGCCCGGUGAUUUCCAACUACAUAUGGACAAAAGGGAUAUUAUUUUGGAGAAGUAUUCUGGUAAGCUAAAACGGAUCAACGAGUUGCAUCCGUGUUAUCUACCACUACAAUAUCCACUUAUCUUCCCUUACGGAGAGGAUGGGUUUCGUCUUGGCAUCCAGAACGGUUUCACAGGAUUCAACAAAAACAAGAAGCCAAAUAUUAGCAUGAGAGAGUUCUUUGCUUACCGCAUUCAAGUCCGUAGUGUGGGUUCUCAAGUUCUUCUCUUUUCAAGGAGGUUACUACAACAGUUUUUGGUGGAUGCUUAUACGAUGAUUGAGUCGCACCGACUUCGGUAUAUACGGAAGAACCAGGGUAAUCUGAGAUCUUUGAAUUAUAGUAAGUUUGUGGCUGCUGCAAGUGAUGGGUUUUCUUCCUUGCCCAUUGAAGGAAACCGUAUUAUUAUACCAUCUUCUUUCACUGGUGGACCAAGGUACAUGCAUCAAAUGUAUUUGGAUGCAAUGACUAUUUGCAAAUACUAUGGAUUUCCCGAUCUGUUUAUUACAUUUACAUGUAAUCCUAAGUGGCCUGAGUUGACAAGAUAUUUUCAGAAAUAUAAUCUCAGAGCAGAGGAUAGACCAGAUUUGUGUUGUAGACUAUUUAAAGUUAAACUUGAUACUUUGAUGGAUGAUUUAACCAAGAAACAUUUGCUUGGGAGAACCGUGUCUGUUUAUACUAUAGAGUUUCAGAAAAGAGGACUUCCACAUGCCCAUAUUCUGUUGUUCAUGGACUCUAGAGACAAAUUUCCAACAGCAGAAGAUAUUGAUCGCAUUAUUUCAGCUGAGAUUCCUGAUAAGGAAAUGGAGCCUCGAUUGCAUGAUAUUGUCAAAGACACAAUGAUUCAUGGUCCAUGUGGAGUGGUUAAUAAAAGUUCUCCUUGCAUGAAUGAUGGGAAGUGUACUAAAUUUUUCCCCAGAAAGAAUGUGGAGAAAACAACGGUUGACUCUCAAGGUUAUCCCAUUUACCGGAGAAGGGAAGAUGGUCGUUUUGUAGAGAAGAAAGGAAUUCAGCUGGAUAACGGAUAUGUGGUUCCUUAUAACAAGAAUCUCAUGCUUCGUUACAAUGCUCAUAUCAAUGUUGAGUGGUGUAAUCAGUCUCGAUCGAUUAAAUACUUAUUUAAGUAUAUCAACAAAGGAUCUGAUUGUGUGACAGCAGCAGUUACUCAGAAGGCUAGCAAGAAUUCAACUGGAGCUGAAGCUUAUGAUAAUACUGUGAAUCGCGAGGAAGGUACAAACGGUGCUGGACUAGGAGUGGGAAUGGACAAUGCUGGAGAAGGAGUUCGUAUGGACACUGCUGGAGAAGAAACAGAACCACUGGUAGAUGAAAUUAAAAAGUAUUUCGAUGCUAGAUACAUUUCUGCUUGUGAGUCAACUUGGAGAAUUUUAGCUUUUCCGACGCAUUAUCGAGCUACACCUGUUGAGAAGCUAACAUUCCAUUUAGAAGGUGAUCAACCCGUAGUCUACAAGGAAGGUGAUACAGUGGAAUCAGUUAUGGCUCGUGUGAAUGUACAGAAGACAAUGUUCCUAGCUUGGUUCGACUGUUGUGAAAAAUACCCUGAAGCUAGGUUACUGACUUAUGCAGAGAUGCCCACUAGGUUCAUAUAUGAUUCCAAGGCAAAAGUCUGGAAUAGACGGAAAAAAGGUUUUGCAAUUGGGAGGUUGCAACAUGUAUCUCCAAGUUCUGGACAACUUUAUUAUUUGAGAGUAUUGCUAAAUAAGAUAAAAGGUCCACGAUCCUAUGAAGAGAUAAAGACAGUAGAUGGAGUUGUUCAAGCGAGUUUUGAGGAUGCAUGUUAUAAGCUAGGUUUGUUAGAUGACGACAAGGAGUACAUUGAAGGUCUUAAAGAAUGUGCUUUUUGGGCCUCAGCUUAUCCUCUCCAAAAUUGGUAUGGGAAGCAACCAAAGACUUACUUUCCGAAGACAUUCUCUACCUUGAGCGACGAAGGCGUCGAAAUCCAAGUUUGGUGCUGA